GUUUUUUGAUACCAAGUCUAAUAAAGCUUUCUAUUGAUCUGACUGGACGAAAAGGUCCCUCGAUUGGGAUUAGUAUGCUACUGCACAACCAGUUUCUGCGGGUGGAAGGAGAAGUAUACUUGUAAGGCUUGACGAUCUCCUGCUUGGAGAGGAGAAAUGGCUUCAUACAUGACCAUGCUAAAACAAAUUGAGUUGCGCGCUGCGAUUCGCUUAUCUCUUGCCGAGCGUGAACAGCUGCAUCAGGCUGAGCAAUCUGGACCCAUGAUUGUGACCAGGCUGAGCUCUAUUGAUAAGUAUUUGACUUGCCUUGUAUAUAUAUCUUAGGACUGGAAUACCUAGCUUGUAGUAGGCAUUCAACAUCAUGGCUCCACAAGUUAUCGCUGUUAUCGGCUCCCUGAUGGCCAACAUGAUGAUGGUGACAGACCGCAUACCUGACGGCGGAGAAACUAUCAUGGCAUUGGAAUACAUCGAACUUUUGGGUGGUAAAGGCUGCAACGCCGCGGUUGCUGCCUACCGUACAUCGCAUAAAAGGCCUACAGAGAUCGCUCUGCCAAAACUCAAACGCUCUGACAGUUUUCAAGAUGUCAGGACAUCAUCGAACGGCGACAUUGAAGUCAGAAUGAUUGGUGCUAUCGGAGAUGACCAUUUGGAGAAGAAAUUCAAGAAAGUCUUGCAGGAGGAUCACGUGGAUAUUUCAGGAUUGGUUACGGUACCAAACACGCGAUCGAGUGUCUGCUUCGUCUUGAUAGAAAAUGCCACACGCGAGAAUCGAAUCCUGGUGACUCCCAAUGCACUCAGUUACUGGAAACCACAUCACUUUCUGAGAGCUGAAGACUUGGGAAAUGGCAUACGACCCGAUCUCGUUGUCGCGCAAUUGGAAAUCUGCAAAGAGGCUGUUGAGCAGAUGAUUGAAACUGCCGGGAAGGCUGGCAUUGACUUCCUGCUAAACGCUGCCCCAGCUACUCCAAUCAACCCGCGGACCUACGAAAAUAUCACUCACCUUAUAGUCAAUGAGACGGAGGCAUCAAUUCUGUCAGGUCGAAGUUUGGAUGAGUUAUGCCAAGAGACCUGGCGACUUGUCACUCAGGAGUUUCUGGAUCGAGGCGUCAAGAACGUGGUAUUAACUCUAGGUGAAAAAGGUGCAUACUACGCUACCUCUGACGGCCAUGGCCACAUUCCAGGAUUCGAAGUCGAAGUGUUAGAUACUACUGGUGCUGGGGACACUUUCACAGGAACAUAUGCUUCAGAUUAUUUGCAGCAGAAAGCAGGCGGCUCUUGGGAUAUCAAGAGUGCCAUUCUACGAGCGAAUAAAGCCGCCGCUCUUGCAGUCAGCAAAUUUGGAGCGCAGGAAGGUAUUCCAUGGUUGGAUGAAAUUGAGGCUUUCGAAGCUAAGACUAGAUAUUGAAACAUGGACAAAUGAAUGUAGAAGACAAGGAACAUCUGAAGCAAUAGUGCCCACCCCAUCAUGUGAUAUAACAAUUUGUACAUACUUCUCCCAGCACCAAAGUAAAUAGAAUGCACACUGCUUUGCAAUGCGUAAUGCUUAGAAUGCUCAAUGCUGAAAGACCUCUGGUCCUUUC
Molecule: messenger RNA, 1580 nt
Organism: Aaosphaeria arxii CBS 175.79
Lineage: Eukaryota; Fungi; Ascomycota; Dothideomycetes; Pleosporales
Product: ribokinase
Exons: 3
Coding region: 362-1405 (347 amino acids)
Biological process (GO): D-ribose metabolic process
Molecular function (GO): ribokinase activity
Source: RefSeq, a predicted model, not a curated record